Hemibagrus wyckioides is the source of this 4169-nucleotide messenger RNA. It is a transcript of the gene sema3h, whose product is annotated as sema domain, immunoglobulin domain (Ig), short basic domain, secreted, (semaphorin) 3H. The record is from RefSeq and is a predicted model, not a curated record. The coding region runs from base 358 to 2616 and encodes 752 amino acids. Gene Ontology annotation, molecular function: chemorepellent activity; neuropilin binding; semaphorin receptor binding. Gene Ontology annotation, biological process: negative regulation of axon extension involved in axon guidance; positive regulation of neuron migration; semaphorin-plexin signaling pathway. The transcript has 17 exons. Lineage: Eukaryota; Metazoa; Chordata; Actinopteri; Siluriformes; Bagridae.
AGAGAGAGAGAGAGAGAGAGAGAGAGAGAGAGAGAUCAACUGCAAAUAGAGGAUUAACCAAUACCAUAAGAUAUUAAAAAAACGAGAGCAAGUGUGCGAGAGAGAGAGAGAGAGAGAGAGAGGAGCACUUAUCCAAGGAACCGCUGAUAUUGGAUGAGAGGCAAGAAGACAAACAAGAAGAAAUAGCAGAGAGAUAUUAAACUGGGUUGGAUUAGAUUUCUCUGCACUGUGGAGAAACACAGAAACACACACACACACAGUGGGAGGUGUGUGAUGCACCCUGCCUGAGUAUUAGCUGUAUGCUGUUUGUUUGUGUUCAGGUUGUUUAGAGUGUAAAGUGCACAGAGUGUUACAGCCAUGAGGAGGAUAUUAUCUAUUACCUUUGCAUCACUGCUGGCAAUUACUUUAACGGGAGCAUGGAGACCAUCUCAGCCCAGACUGCAGUUCACACACUCGGAGCUGGUCCGUAGUGGCAGGCUGAUGUCUUUGCUGCUCUCUGCGGGGGAUCUGAACUCUCUGCUGCCUGAUGAAGAUGGCCGCCGCCUGUACAUCAGCAUGAAGGACUAUUUGCUGUCAGUCAGCCUGGAUGAUGUUACACAACCCCAUCACAAGAUUCACUGGCCUGCGAGUCCAGAUCGAAUCCAGGAGUGUCUAAUGGCUGGAAAAGACCCACAGCUGGAGUGUGCCAAUUUCCUGCGUGUAUUGGAGCCUUAUAACCAAACACAUCUGUAUGCCUGCGGAACAGGAGCCUUCAACCCUCGCUGUGCCUACAUCCCCACCCGCCUCUUCCUCACGGCUGAGGAUCAGACGCUCCAGUAUGAACAGACAGAGUCCGGAAAAGGAAAGUGUCCCUACGACCCCCACCAAAAGACUGCUACUGCCAUGAUAGAUGGAGAGCUGUAUGCUGGAAUCACAUCCGACUUCAUGAGUCGCGACUCUGCAUUCUUUCGAAGCCUGGGAGAACAUCACGUGAUCCGCACAGAGCAAUAUGAGCCAACCUGGCUUCAAGAUGCUCAGUUUGUGCGUGUGGCCAUGAUGAAGGAGAGCGAUAAUGAUGAAGAUGAUAAGGUCUACCUGUUCUUCACUGAGCGUGCUCAGGAGGCUGAGGGGCCCGCCGGGAAAGUCUUGUACACUCGAGUCGCCCGUGUCUGCAAGAAUGACAUUGGUGGCCAGCGCAGUUUGGUGAAUAAAUGGAGUACGUUUCAGAAGGCUCGAAUGAUCUGCUCUGUUCCCGGACCUGACGGCUUACAGACACACUUUGACCAGCUGCAGGACAUCUUCAUUCAACAUGGCAAAGAUGAGAGGAACCCGCUGAUAUACGGCAUCUUCACUACCGCCAGUGAUGUGUUAAACGGAUCAGCAGUGUGUGUCUACCGAAUGCAAGACAUCAUCCGUGCCUUCAAAGGAAACUUCUACCACAGGGAGGGGCCACAGUAUAAGUGGGCGGAGUUUACCGGCAGAGUGCCCUAUCCCAGACCAGGAACAUGUCCAAGCAGCACCUACGGAAGUUUCCGUUCCACUCGGGAGUAUCCUGAUGAUGUCAUAUUCUUUAGCCGCACCCACCCACUGCUGCAGGAAGUGGUGCGUCCUGUGGACAGCCGACCUUUGCUAAUUAGAGUUGGUGUUGACUACAAGUUGACCCGCAUCGUUGUGGACAGAGUGGAGGCUGUGGAUGGACAGUAUGAUGUUCUCUUCAUCGGGACAGAUUCUGGUCUGGUGCUGAAGUCCAUUCACCUCCCCAAAGAGCAAGGACAAAGUCAAGAGGUCACCCUGGAACAGCUGCAGGUCUUCAAGCACAAGUCACCAGUCACCGCCCUGACACUGUCCAAGAAGAAGUGGUUGUUCGUGGGAUCUGCAGAAGGCGUGUCUCAGCUGGCUCUGUAUCAGUGUGACCUAUAUGGUCAGGUGUGUGCAGAGUGCUGUCUGGCCAGAGACCCAUACUGCAACUGGGAUGGCCAUGCCUGCAGCCCGUAUAUGCCAGUUGCACGCAGGAGAAACACUCGUCAUGUCGGUGAUUAUGGGAAUCCUUUAACUGAGUGUGUCCGACAGGGAGCUGGCCUGGAGGUGCAGUCGGAGGAGAAGGAAAUAGUGGUGGCUGUUGGGAACAGUACCUAUCUGGAGUGUCUGCCCAAUUCACACCAUGCUAAAGUUACCUGGUUUAAACAGACCGGAGAGAACAGUCUGGAACAAUAUGAGGUGACCUCAAGGGAUCAGCUGGUAGUGAUUGACAGAGGCAUUCUGAUUCCGAGGGUGCAGCUUAACCAUGGUGGGAUUUAUCACUGUCAGCUAGAGGAGCAUGGAUUCCGAUGGACGGCCGUAACGAUUCGAUUGAGUGUGUGGAGUCCCAGCCAGCGUGCCAUCGGAGACUCCACCCAGCCCUGGUACCAGGAUGUGAUGACUCUGAUUCGCCAAAGUGAAUUGGAGCACUACUGCAAGGAACUGGGCAAACAGCGUCAUGAUAACAAAAGGUCCAGGGAAAAGGAGCAGACACAGGAGAGAAAGAGAGGGGAAAGACAAAAGCAUGGAGGAGAACGAGGAGAGAAGGAGCGAGGAAAAGGCAGGAAGAACAGAAGCAAAAUGGGCAGCUCUGCUUUAAGGUCGCCGAGAAGCACUUGAACUGUACAAAAAGGCAAUCUACCAACAAUACAAUACAUACAAUAAGCAAAGACCUUCACAGGCUUAAAUAUGAACUCACAUGUACAUGAACAUGCACAGAAUAUUGUUUUGAUUGAAGCUAAAUAAGAGGACUGUUGCUAAGCAGCGACGUAUAAAUGACAGGGGGCGUGGCUUUUAUGAGGCAUGAUCGCAAAGCUAAUGGACACAUGGACUUCUCCUGAUGGUUAAUAGUGACUGAGCCCUGCAGAGCUGAAACCCCUUACACACAUACGAAUGCAUCUCAGACAUUUUUGUAGUUUGUGUAAAUAUCGAAAAAGACUCCAGCAUUUUUGGAGCACCUGUAAAAGCUCUUUGUUUUAAAAAGACUGCUUGCUUUGAAGCACAAAUGUUACAGUUAUUGCGUAUUAGCUGCAUCUAAAUGUAUUGUUCUGAAUGUUUUUUCACUUUUUUUUUUCUUAUUUAUCUUUGUAUUUAUUUUCACUUCCCAUGAGAGAAACUAAAGCUGUAUAUUUGUAGUGAUCUUUUUCUUCAGUCAUUACGAAUGGACAAAGAAAUAUUCCUACAACGACCUUCUAGGCGGUGAAAAGCUUAACUAAAUCAUUGCUGUUGAAGGAAUCUCCUUUAAAUAUUAAGAGACUUGCCGAACGCAAGGCCAUAUAUGUGAAAACCCUUGCUUGAUGUUUUGUUUGACGUUUCCUGGCAUCGAGAUUGCUCUAAAAUGGACCUGACUAAACAAAGAGGGAAAACCCUAAAUUCAUUUUCUACUUAACCAAACAUGAUCUGUUUGGUAUAGGAGCACUUCAUGCAAAACUAAACAUACCUGACUGCAACCAUGCAUGAUGAACAUGAUAACAUCGAGCUUCAUGACGACAGCGGGGCCAGCAACCGAUUUACCUAGCUGAGGUCAAGAAGGGUCAUCUCACCCAGGUGCAGGCUAUUUUUAUGAAUAAUAGAAUCCUGUGUUUAAAGCUAAGCAGUUAACUGUUGCACUGCACAACUACAGUACCAGUGGAAAGUGUUUAUUCACCUGCUCAUAGAAGGAGGCUUAAUUUUGUUUUAUUUUCACACAAUAAAAUGAAAGACAGGACAUUAAAAGCCCAUCCAGCUUUAUGAAGGAGCAACCUUUUCGACUUCUCACCUAUGCUGAGCAUUUGCAUUUCCUGAGAUUGUUAACCAAUAUCCUUCAAUUUAUUCAUUCAUUCAUCUUCAGAAAGCACUUGAUCCUGGUCAGGGUCAUGGUCAAUUUGGAUUUAAUCAGCGGUCAAUUUGGAUUCAAUCCAGAGAACAGUGGGUGCAAGGUGGCCAUACAUUCUGGGUAUGAUUCUAGUCCAUCACAAUUUAGCAUCACCAGACCACUUACUAGCAUGAUUUUGGGAACGCUAUCUCAGUUAACUAACCUGCUGAUUAGUUCUCCCCUUUCAUGCAACAGGUACCAUCCAUUCUUCUGACACAUGGUCCAAUCACUGUAUCAUACAGGAGCUAAACACGCUUGGAGGAGAGCACGAUAUUGCCUGUUCUGUAAAACAAACAAAUAAAUAAAGGUUAAAUCUUGA